Molecule: messenger RNA, 1248 nt
Organism: Penicillium brevicompactum
Lineage: Eukaryota; Fungi; Ascomycota; Eurotiomycetes; Eurotiales; Aspergillaceae
Product: bromodomain-containing protein
Exons: 2
Coding region: 1-1248 (415 amino acids)
Biological process (GO): chromatin remodeling; positive regulation of transcription by RNA polymerase II
Cellular component (GO): histone acetyltransferase complex
Molecular function (GO): histone H3 acetyltransferase activity; protein binding
Source: RefSeq, a predicted model, not a curated record
AUGGACAGACUAGAGACGCAACCAUUUCCAGCCGACAGCAAGCAAACCAAUCUUGCUGCGAAACGCUCAGCUCCUAAAGAGCUCAAUCCUGCUAGGGAUAACAAGAGAGUAAAAGACUUAUCUACCGGGUGGGAACAGGGAGAUAUCAAACUUCCAACUCCAAUUCGAAGGGUCCCUUUCCCAGACAAACCCGCAGUUUUGGAGGAGCGCAAUGGCGAAAUUGAAUACCGAGUUGUCAACAAUGACGGGUCCAGAGAAAGCAUGAUUGUCCUCACUGGUCUGAAGUGCCUAUUCCAAAAGCAGCUUCCAAAAAUGCCGAAAGACUAUAUCGCACGUCUCGUUUACGACCGCACUCACUUGUCAAUCGCCAUUGUUAAAACACCUCUAGAAGUCAUUGGUGGGAUAACAUAUCGACAAUUCUCAGCUCGCAGGUUUGCCGAAAUCGUUUUUUGCGCUGUCUCGGCUAGUCAGCAAGUGAAAGGAUAUGGAGCGCAUAUUAUGGCCCAUUUGAAAGAUUAUGUUAAAGCGACUUCCCCUGUGACUCACUUUCUGACGUACGCCGAUAAUUAUGCUACCGGAUACUUCCAGAAACAAGGCUUUACUAAGGAGAUCACUCUUGACAAGUCUGUUUGGAUGGGAUAUAUCAAGGAUUACGAAGGGGGAACUCUUAUGCAAUGCUCUCUCGUUCCUCGGAUACGGUAUCUCGAAGUUGGCCGUCUGCUCAUGAAGCAGAAAGCAUCUGUUCUGGCCAAGAUUCGUACUUUCAACCAAAAACACAUCAUCCACCCACCGCCUGAGCAAUGGGCCGGCGGCGUCAUCACCCCGUUGAAUCCACUAUCCAUCCCGGCUCUUCGGAAGACUGGUUGGUCCCCAGAGAUGGACGACCUUUCACGGGAACCACGCCGUGGACCACAUUACAACGAACUUCGCCGGUUUCUGAAUCAUAUCCAAAACCACAAACACGCCUGGCCCUUUGCCAGUCCGGUGAACAGAGACGAAGUCCCUGAUUAUUACAAUGUCAUCACAUCACCAAUGGACUUGUCAACUAUAGAGGAAAGAUUGGACGGUGAUACUAAUACCUACGCCACCCCGAAAGAGCUUGUCAGCGAUCUCAAGUUAAUGUUCAGCAAUUGCCGUCAGUACAAUGACCCUGCAACAGCAUACAACAAAUGCGCAGUCCAACUGGAGAAGUAUAUGUGGAGACUCAUCAAGGAUAUUCCGGAGUGGCAUAGCUUACUUGAAGAAUGA